AUGAAUCUCCUUCCCUCUCUCCUUCUGACGUUGGGCUUGGCGCUCACACUGAUCUACUCUGUCCUAUCAGAGGAAAGCUUGGGCAGCCCCUACAUACAAAGUGCACUGGAGGAGGCAAAGAGAAUUGUGGACGAUGCCUAUAAGUACUCCAGAGAGAAGAGUCUGACCAGAGUGCGUAGCGAGUCAGUCAAGCCUUCAGAUGUGCUACGUCUUUACAAGCAACCGCGCAGAGACACGCGGUCCGCCGUGAGAGCUGCAGACUACAUGGAGAACACCCUGAGACUGAUCAAAGCCAAUGUACACCAUGCACACAAACGCUCCAUCAACCUAAUUAAUGCAACAGAUAUACUCUCAGACCAGGAUCUUGAAACCAUCGCCACAAUGACUGGUUGUGCGGCUAGAGUAAGGCCUCCAUCCUGUCGUACCACCCCCAACAUCAACAAGUAUCGCACGGCCACAAGUGUCUGCAACAACUUGAAUAACCCUUUCUUCGGAGCCUCCAACACCCCCUUCACACGCCUGCUACCUGCCCAGUAUGACGAUGGCGUCUCUGAGCCUAUAGGCUGGGACCAAAAUAAGACGUUUAACAACUUUGUGCUUCCUCUGGUCAGGGAGGUCUCAAACCUCAUUUUGAACACAACGGAUGAGGCCGUGGUGAGCGAUCAAGAGUUCACCCAUCUCGUGACCCUGUUUGGCCAGUGGAAUGACCACGACCUGACAUUCACGCCUUUCUCCCCAAGCAUCCGCUCUUUCAGCAAUGGCCUGGACUGCGACCAGAGUUGUGAGCGCUCAGAACCCUGCUUCCCCAUCCCAAUUCCACCGCGGGACCCUCGCAUUCCCUCUGGCCCCAACAACUGCAUCCCUGUCUUCAGAUCUGCACCUGUCUGCGGCACAGGAAACACAGCCUACAUGUUUGGCGGUGUGAGCAAUAAGAGGGAGCAGAUCAAUGCUCUAACGGCCUUCCUAGACUUAGGACAAGUGUAUGGUUCAGAGGAGGGGCUGGCUUUGGAGCUCCGUAACCUGACCGAUGACGGCGGCCUUAUGCGCGUCAACACCGAGUUUACAGACAACGGGCGGGAGUUGCUACCCUUCACCACCCUAAAUGGCAACAUGUGCGCUACACGCAAAAGGAUCACCAAUGACACAAAUGCCAGGGAGGUGCCCUGCUUCUUUGCAGGUGAUGCACGUGUGGAUGAGAAUAUCGCCUUGACAUCCAUUCACACACUCUUUGUGCGUGAGCACAACCGCCUGGCUCGUGAGCUGCGUCGCAUCAACCCACACUGGGACAGUGAGACACUCUACCAAGAGGCACGCAAGAUUCAGGGCGCCUACGCCCAGAUUUUAGUGUUCCGCGAUUACCUGCCUCACAUUGUGGGCCCAGAUGUGAUGAACCGUAAGCUGGGUCGCUAUCCUGGUUACAAUGAGGCUAUUGAUCCAAGUAUCGCCAACGUGUUUGCUACGGCUGCAUACCGCUUUGCUCACCUCGCCAUCCAGCCCCUGGUGUUCCGUGUUGACACAAACCUCAAUGAGAAUCCUAAUUUUCCCAGCGUACCUCUAUAUGAGGCCUUCUUCACCCCCUGGAGAGUGGUGUUUGAGGGUGGUGUUGACCCUCUACUCCGUGGUUUGAUAAUCCGUCCGGCCAAAUUGGGUACUCAGGACCACAUGAUGGUGAACGCUUUGAGGGAUAGACUGUUCCAAUUUGUUAUGCACAUAGCUCUGGACCUGGCCUCUCUAAACAUGCAGAGGGGACGUGACCACGGACUGCCCGGUUAUAACAAGUGGCGCAGGUUCUGUGGGCUCUCUGAGCCCAAAAACCUACAAGAGUUGGCACAGGUCCUGAACAACACUGAACUGGCCUACAGCCUUCUACAGCUUUACGGCACCCCAGCCAACAUAGAUGUUUGGCUGGGAGGCGUGGCCGAGCCCUUUGUUCGGAAUGGACGUGUGGGCCCACUCUUCGCCUGUCUCAUAGCCAACCAGUUUAAGAGGAUUCGCCAGGGAGACAGGCUGUGGUACCAGAAUCCAGGCGUCUUCAACUCAAGGCAAAGAGCUUCCCUGACGUCAGUCUCUUUGAGUCGUAUCAUCUGUGAUAACACUGAUAUCAACAUGGUCCCCCGUGACCCCUUCCGCAUUAGGUCGAGCUCAAACCCUCUUGUCAGCUGCAACCGCCUCCUUCCCCUCAACCUCUCACCCUGGACAGAGAGAGCCUGUGAACCAGAUUGUUUACAGGGACCUGCUGGGCCCCAAGGACCCCCAGGAGAACGAGGUCCUGAAGGCAUGAGAGGUCCCCCCGGACACCCCGGUUCCAACAGCAAUGCUACCCAGCAACACUCUGCCUUCGCUGUCCGUCUGGGCGACACUAAUCACUCCAGCAAGAAAGUCAUUGUUUUUCGUCAGGUCAUCUACAAUGGUCAAGACCAUUACAACACACGGACAGGGGUGUUCACAUGUGCCGUGCCUGGCGUCUACCAGUUCAGCUACCACUGCACGUCCUUCAUUACUGCGGGGAGCAUUGACCUGUGGCUGAACGGUGCUUUGGAGCUGCAAGGCUUCCAGAUUUUCCAAAAUGGUCGCCACACCUCCACAGGUGACAUGGUGUUGCAGCUAGCCCAAGGAGACCAGCUUUGGCUUGAGGCCAGUCUGGGGAACAAUGGUCUCAGCUCCACCAGCUUCUUUUCAGGACACCUUCUUUUCACCAUAUGAACAACCUAACCCUUUACACUUCAACACAACUUUUUAAAAGAAAGUGUUGUAAACGUAAUGUUGUAAAUUGGA
Osmerus eperlanus (European smelt) is the source of this 2775-nucleotide messenger RNA. Its product is annotated as eosinophil peroxidase-like. Gene Ontology annotation, molecular function: peroxidase activity; protein binding; heme binding. The record is from RefSeq and is a predicted model, not a curated record. The transcript has 14 exons. Bases 1 to 2703 code for a protein of 900 amino acids. Gene Ontology annotation, biological process: response to oxidative stress. NCBI's taxonomy places the organism in Eukaryota, Metazoa, Chordata, Actinopteri, Osmeriformes, Osmeridae.